This is a messenger RNA of Neurospora crassa OR74A, 5389 nucleotides long. RefSeq lists its product as hypothetical. Lineage: Eukaryota; Fungi; Ascomycota; Sordariomycetes; Sordariales; Sordariaceae. The record is from RefSeq and is a predicted model, not a curated record. Bases 91 to 5211 code for a protein of 1706 amino acids. The transcript has 3 exons. Gene Ontology annotation, molecular function: phosphorelay sensor kinase activity; protein binding. Gene Ontology annotation, biological process: phosphorylation; phosphorelay signal transduction system.
CCCUCAUCCACCUUCUCAUAUCAUAUUACACAGUCUCGGAAGAGUCUCGCAAUCUGUGCAAAUCCGCCAAACUUGGCGAAACCAAAGACCAUGCGGAAUGUAUCUGAAAGAGCUCGGGAGUGGCAGACCUUCAGAUUCCUGUCGACAGUUCGGGAUAGCCGUGCCGUGCCCGACCCGGCCCACACAUCCCCGAGCAAAAGCCGCCGGGCAUCAUCCGACACCGUUCUAACGGCACUUGCCCAGCUCGGUGUCCUUCAACUUUCGGCGCGACGAGGGGUCCUGUCUCUCUUUGAUCACGAUGUGCAACACAUUGCUGCUGAAGCAACACCAACACUGCCGCUUCGACCUUACGCCCGUGAUGAAAUCACCCCUCUCCUUUUGCGCGGGCGCGACAUCUCCAGAAGCGAGGUUAUUUGUGACAAUGUCAUCCGUGAACAGAGACGGCAUCCCGAGGACCUCAUCGUCUUCGUGAUACCCGACCUUCUGGCCGACCCGCGGUUUCAUCACAUCCCAUCUCUUCUUGAGCAGGAAAUAUAUCCUCGGUUCUACGCAGGCGUCCCCAUCUGCUCGCCUUCUGGUGUCGUCAUAGGCUUGUUCUCGGUUUUUGACACAAGCCCGCGGCAAAAGCUCGACGAGUUGGAUAUCGACUUUAUGAAGGACCUUUCUCGGACAAUCUCACGCCAAUUGGGGUCCUACAGGAAGCAAUCGGUAUUACUCCAGACCGAGCGUAUCCUGAGAGGAGUGGUAAGCUAUUCGGAGGGAAGGGACGACAUUUCCGACCUAUCGGAGUAUCAUGCAGAAAGAGACACCGUCCAUCCGUGCCAGCGGGAUACACGGGACACAUAUCUAUUUGAUCGCCAUUGCGUGUCUUACUUCCCACAGAGCAACGGCUCAAUAGAUCCGCCAACGCAUACCACAGUAUCUGAAGAUGCCAUAGAUGGAACGCUGAGCAGCAGCGAGUAUGAGGCUGAACAUCUCAGAAAGCUUUCCCUCCCCGACCACAGAUCAUUGGACUCGCGGUUGAAGGCGGGUGACACUCACAGCAGGGGCAGUGAUAAACCAAUGCCACCAGACACGCCAACUCAGGGAACGCUAGGCGCCGACGUUCGGCUGUCUGAGAUCCAGAAGAGUUUCGCAAAGGCAUCAAACAUUAUCCGACAAUCUAUGGAUGCAGCCGGAGUAAUCUUUCUGGAUGCCAACACGAGCCCUUUCCAUUGCUGGCAAGACGGUGAUGCAAACACUACGUCAGAUGUACAUCCCAGGGCAGCAAGCAUCUCCUCCAACAAAGUCAAUGGCGUUGCGAAUUCUGAAAUCGACUUGGAAGUUAAACCGCACAAACGGCCCUGUGACAUUCUUGGGUUCUCUGUGACACCAACGGGGACGCCUGACGGGACAACGAUAGAUCCCACGGGUCCCUUACGGCACCCCGGGCCUCACCGCAGCUGGCGGGUCCUCUCAGAGAGCUUCCUUCGCAAGCUCCUGCGACGUUAUCCACGUGGGACUAUCUGGGAAUUUGACGCCGCAGGCAACUUCAUCAGUGCAUCGGAAGCCGUACCAAUGCCGUCCCCGCCCUCAUCGACAAGCCCCUCAUGUCCCUACUCUGACUCGGAAAUCGACACCGCCGCCAAAAGACAACGACGUGGCCGGGCACGGAGAAAAAGUGGUACAUUAAUGCGAAAGCCACGGAAGAGUGAGUGGGACACCAUCCACGCGGCAUUCCCCGAGGCCCGAGCAGUAUCCUUCUUUCCCCUGUGGGGGACCCAGAUGCAGCGCUGGUUCGCCGCCGGGCUGUCAUGGUCCAGAGAAUCAUUGCGCACCCUCGCACCGCAGGAUGAACUUGGCCUGUUCAACGCGUUUGGCAAGAAUAUCAUGGCCGAGGUGGCCCGUAUCGACGCGACGCUUGCCAACCAGGCCAAGUCAGACAUGCUUGGAUCCAUUUCGCACGAGAUGCUGUCGCCAUUGCACGGCAUCCUUGGCGCUGCGGAGCUUCUGCUUGAUACCGACCUCAGCACUUCCCAGAUGGAGCUCAUCUGCCUUGUAGAGGCUUCGGUCAGGACACUGCUGGACACUGUCGACCAUCUCCUAGACCAUUCCAAAAUCAACAGUCUAGUGGAGAACACCAAACUCUCCAAUGCCCGACGAGGUUCCUUCCAGUCAGACGACCUAGAGCACAGUGAAGGCCCUGAUCUCAGUGGCCCACCAGAAACAUCCAGGACGCGAUUGCGAUCUGGCAGCCUAGCACCCAAACCCUGGCCAUGGGAGCGACCGACCUUGACCCGCUUCUACGACAUAGACCUCGCCGUCAUGCUGGAAGAAGUCGUCGAGUCCCUCUAUGCGGGCUAUUCCUUCCAGCGAUGGUGCAACCAACGUGGCGCCGAUCCAGGUGAUGACAACGUCGCUAUCCAUCUGGACAUCGACCCUACCGUUAAUUGGUCUUACUACGCCCAACCCGGAGCAUUGCGCCGCAUCCUCAUGAACUUAUUCGGUAACGCACUAAAGUUCACUCACAAAGGAUUCAUCAAUCUCUCUCUGACCGCUCAACCUAUCCCAUCCGAACCACGCCCUUCUUUCGCCUCCACAGACCUUGACGACGAAGCAGAAGACCCAGGCAUCGAAACGGACAGCAAGCACUCCUCUUCCUACCCCAAAUCCAAGACCGGGUGGAAUGACCAGAACCGCUCAAACGUAGUGCUCACCGUUUCGGACACAGGCAAGGGAAUCACCCAACGCUUUCUCCGUGAAAAGGCCUUUUCUCCCUUUCAAAAGGAAGACAGUCUCACCCCUGGCCCUGGCCUUGGCCUUUCUAUCGUGAAACAGAUUGUCUGUGCCCUCAAUGGGCGCGUCGUCAUUGACUCUCGACCUGGCGAAGGGACGACAGUCAGAGUGAUCAUACCACUUCAGCAUUCGAGCCCAGAAACAACGAGUGAGGAUAGGGACAUGGUGGAGCAUAAGGAGGCGCUGGGUGGGUUGAGGAUUUGCUUACUUGGUUUCGAUGGGCUGGGAGACGGUGAUCCCGAUGGAAAUCAGUGGGGCGAGCCGGUCAGUGCAAAGGAGAGAAAAGUACUGAGGGGGAGGAUCAUGGAGAGGAUGUGUAGGGAUUGGCUUGGAUCUCAGGUGGUGACGAACCCGGCGGAGGCGCAGAUGACAAUCUGUAGCGAUCGGUUUGUGUUGGAAAUGUGCACAAAAGAUGGCGCUGAUGACAAGACUGGUGGGAGGGGGUUCGCAUCGAAGACGUUGGCCGGCCCAUUGGUGGUGGUGUGUGGGAAUGAAGUUGUUGCGCAGAAUCUGUCACUGGCUAGGGGGGAAUCUGCUGCCGGAGGGAAAGGGGAGGCAAGCGUCAUGGAGUUCAUCGGUCAGCCGGUUGGGCCAAGGAAGCUGGCUAAGACACUGAGGAAGUGCCUUCAGCAGCAUCCAGUCUCGCUGAAGGAAAGAGAGGGUGAACGAACCUCAUCCGAGUCUAGCAUCGAUCUGGAUGUUCUACAGAGAAAGAUGUCGGACCCGGAGGUCUUCCAGAUCGCCAACAAGAAGUCGCGGUUCUUGCCUUAUCUGGCAGAUGAUUUCGGGGAUAACUUGUUUUCGACGGACCAGGGGACGGCGGCUGCUGCCACAAGGCCUCUGGUGCAGAGAAUCAAAAGCACUGGUGGAAGGCCUUUGGUGCAGCGGACGUCCAUGGGGAAGGAUGGGAAGGGAGAAGGGGGGAAGAUGGGGUAUGCUCCAGUGUCCGACAUGGAGGAAGGAGAAAAGGUGGAGGAAGCGGCAAUCCCCGAACCGACGCUACUACAGAACGUGAAGCAAGAAGAGACUUCCCUACCUCUAUCAUCGCAGAAAAAGAACAUCAAGAUGCCGCUGACCAGGCCUCCACUGCCACCACGGUACCAUACUGGGAAAGAGAAAACGAACAGCAUGGACCUCGGCUUCACUACUGUAUCCAUCUCCGAGGUGUCGUCGCCGUUCGAUUCGAUUAUCUCGCCACCGGUCCUGACCAAUGUCCCUGCCUCCCCCGAGGAUGAACAGGUGUCGCCUAUGUCGCAUGCCAUCAACACGAUUCCCCCUUCCGGUACUAUUGAUGCAAGCACCAGCAUCAUCGGCAAUGCUGGCCCUACAGGUGGGGCCAUCGUUGGGGCUGCUGCCGCCCCCGCCACGAGCAACACAAUGACAGGUACCGAGGCCGUUCCGAAUGUGCCACUGCCGCCGAAACCGCUCGAGCUGCUCGAACCGUACGAAGUCCAGCGCCAGCAAUCAAUACUAAUAACCUCCCCAGUGCUCACGGGAGGGCAACCACCUGAACUUCAUCUCGAUACACGUCGCCUCUCAAAGGCAUCUAAUUUCUCUAUGAAUACAACCUCCUCCCCAUCCCAACCUUCGCCCCCCUCUCAAUCCCUGUCAAACUCGCCCUCUCAACCCCGUAAGAUCUCUUCCAAUUUUUCACCAAAUCAGGACGAAAAGGCCUGCCUCCUAGUAGACGACAACCCCAUCAACCUUCACAUCCUCGCCUCGGCAAUGCGUAAGACGCAUCGCCCCUAUGCGACUGCCCGCAACGGACUGGAGGCAGUGGAGAUCUACAAGGAGAACCCGGGACGGUACAAGUGGGUGUUGAUGGACAUCAGCAUGCCGGUGAUGGACGGGUUGGAGGCGACGAGGAAGAUCAGGGAGUUUGAGAGGGAGUACCCUGUGCAAAGGAGUAGGAGCUUGGGAAGGGGUCUGGGCACUAAAAGGGGGAGUGGAGCAACCGAGGUGACGAAUGCGGCAAGGGCUCGAGCUGGGAGUUUGGAUUUUGCAGAUAUGCGUGGUGUUGAAGUGCAGGCGGACGUCGAAACCGGUGCCGUGAGUGGAGCUGGAAAUGGGAAGCGAGUUAUCCGGAAGAAGGCUGGACGGGCAUCUCUCAAUGGAAUUGGGCUUGCGUCAGCUCCGCUCAUGGAUCAGGACAGGGGUGCGCCUACAGAAUGGGAUGCUCAAGUGGUACAGAACCUGGAAGCGGAAACUGUUCAGCAAGUCGAUGGCGAAGAGAAGAGUGAUGAAGGUGUAACAGGGCUAGAGGAGAACAGCACAGAAGGGGAACUUAUCAAUGGUCUGGAGCCCGCAACAGUCGUAGCGCUCACAGGAGUUACAAGCGGGACGAUACAGAAGGAUGCGCUGGCGAGCGGGGUGGAUUUGUUUUUGACGAAGCCGGUUAGGAUGAAGGAUUUGGGGGCAAUCUUGGGAGAUGGUUGAUCGGUUUUCUUGACGUGAUAUCUGUUUACGGAUGUACGGCCUAACUCAAGCUGAGGGUGUGGCAUGCACUGGCGUUGUCGGAGUUCUGUAGUAUUAGCACAGGGAAAAGCCCCGGAGGCUUAAAAAAGGGUGUCUGGCGUUCAUUUGUAAUACAAUUUGUUCGCAAUGUACUUCUAUG